AUGGCCUCCAAUAACGAGUCUAAUUCUUCAUCAAACACUUCAAUCGAGUCUUUACUAGAUGAACUUCCUAAACACAAGUUUUUCGACACUUUCGACAUUUACCAGUGGGAAGGUUUCUGGUACGAACGUCAUAUCCUCGAAGCAGCAUUAGCCUUUAAAUCACAGUUUAUAGCCCGAGAUGACGAUUUUAUAUUGGCUUCGACUGUGAAAACAGGCACAACAUGGCUCAAGGCCCUUUGUCUGUCGAUCCUGUUUGGAAAUCCCGACGACAAAAAUAGAGAAGAAGAAAUUCUCAAGAAAGGCAGUCCUCACAUCCUCGUGCCGACUAUUGAAUCCAUGAUUUUCGAAGAAAAUCGAUAUGCUAUUAUUGAAGGUAUGCCUUCACCUAGACUGAUACACACACAUUUGCCUUACAAUUUUCUUUCUGAUUCACUAAAAAACUCAAAAUGCAAGAUUGUUUACAUAACAAGAAAUCCUAAAGACACGUUUAUCUCUUGGUGGCACUUUGUGAAUUCAAUUCUGAGGCCAAAUCAAGAGCCAUAUCCUUUGGAAAAAGCAUUUGAGUGGUUUUCCAAGGGAGUGUACAUUCAUGGCCCAUUCUUUGAUCAUGUUUUGCAAUACUGGAAAGCAAGUUUGGAAAUGCCUGAGAGAAUAUUGUUCUUGACAUAUGAAGAACUUAAGACUGAUCCAAAAGGGCAAGUGAAGAAAUUGGCUUCCUUUUUGGGAAAGUCUUUUGAUGAAGUGGAAGUUGAUGAUAUACUGUGGAAGUGUAGUUUUGAGAGGCUUAAGAACUUGGAAGUGAAUAAAAAUGGUUACAUUCCAUGGAAUGGAUUGUUGAAUGCAUCCUUUUAUCGAAGGGGCGUCACCGGGGAUUCGAGAAAUUAUUUGACGCCUGAUAUGGAAGAGAACUUGAGUCAACUAUGUCGCGAGAAGUUUCAAGGAUCUGGACUUGAUCUUUAUUUAUGA
Fraxinus pennsylvanica is the source of this 966-nucleotide messenger RNA. Lineage: Eukaryota; Viridiplantae; Streptophyta; Magnoliopsida; Lamiales; Oleaceae. The record is from the annotation of a GenBank genome assembly.